Molecule: messenger RNA, 1602 nt
Organism: Colius striatus (speckled mousebird)
Lineage: Eukaryota; Metazoa; Chordata; Aves; Coliiformes; Coliidae
Gene: RPE65
Product: retinoid isomerohydrolase RPE65
Exons: 14
Coding region: 1-1602 (533 amino acids)
Biological process (GO): retinal metabolic process; zeaxanthin biosynthetic process
Molecular function (GO): all-trans-retinyl-ester hydrolase, 11-cis retinol forming activity; retinol isomerase activity; beta-carotene 15,15'-dioxygenase activity
Source: RefSeq, a predicted model, not a curated record
AUGUACAGCCAAGUUGAACAUCCCGCUGGAGGCUACAAGAAGCUCUUUGAGACUGUGGAGGAGCUGUCCUCUCCAGUGACCGCUCACGUCACAGGCAGGAUUCCCACCUGGCUGCGAGGGAGCCUCCUGAGAUGUGGGCCUGGCUUGUUUGAGGUGGGAGCAGAGCCCUUCUACCACCUCUUUGAUGGCCAGGCACUCCUCCACAAGUUUGACUUCAAGGAGGGACACGUCACCUACCACCGACGGUUCGUCCGGACUGACGCUUACGUGAGAGCAAUGACUGAGAAAAGGAUCGUGAUAACAGAAUUUGGCACCUACGCAUACCCAGACCCGUGCAAGAACAUCUUUUCCAGGUUUUUCUCAUACUUCAAAGGUGUGGAGGUCACUGACAACGCCCUCGUUAAUGUCUACCCCAUCGGCGAAGAUUUCUAUGCCUGUACUGAGACCAACUUUAUAACCAGAAUUAACCCAGAUACCUUAGAGACAAUUAAGCAGGUAGAUCUCUGUAAGUACGUCUCUGUCAACGGGGCAACGGCGCACCCCCACAUCGAGAACGACGGCACAGUUUACAACAUCGGCAACUGCUUUGGAAAGAACUUUUCCCUCGCCUACAACAUCAUUCGGAUCCCUCCGCUUCAGGCAGACAAGGAAGACCCGAUAAACAAGUCGGAGGUGGUGGUGCAGUUCCCCUGCAGCGACAGGUUCAAGCCCUCUUACGUUCACAGCUUUGGGUUGACCUCAAACCAUAUAGUGUUUGUUGAAACACCAGUGAAAAUCAACCUCCUCAAGUUCCUCUCCUCCUGGAGCCUCUGGGGAGCCAACUACAUGGACUGCUUUGAGUCCAACGAAACCAUGGGGGUCUGGCUUCACGUGGCAGAGAAAAAGAAAGGCAGGCUCCUCAACAUUAAAUAUCGCACCUCAGCUUUCAACCUCUUCCAUCACAUUAACACCUAUGAAGAUAAUGGGUUUCUGAUCGUCGACCUCUGCACCUGGAAGGGGUUCGAGUUUGUUUACAAUUACCUCUACUUAGCCAACUUGCGAGCCAACUGGGAUGAAGUGAAGCGCCAGGCUGAGAAGGCCCCACAGCCCGAAGCCCGCAGAUACGUGCUGCCCCUGAACAUCGACAAGGCUGACACAGGCAAGAACUUGGUCACCUUGCCCUACACAACUGCAACAGCAACCCUGCGCAGCGAUGAGACCGUCUGGCUGGAGCCAGAAGUUAUUUUCUCGGGGCCACGCCACGCCUUUGAAUUCCCACAGAUCAAUUACAAGAAAUACUGUGGGAAGCCUUACACGUAUACGUAUGGGCUGGGGCUGAAUCACUUUGUCCCAGACAGGCUCUGCAAGCUGAAUGUUAAAACGAAGGAGACCUGGGUGUGGCAGGAGCCGGAUUCGUACCCAUCGGAGCCGAUCUUCGUUUCCCACCCGGAUGCUCUGGAGGAAGAUGACGGGGUUGUGCUGAGCAUCGUGAUCAGCCCUGGCGUGGGGCCGAAGCCUGCCUACCUCCUGAUCCUCAACGCCAAAGACAUGAGCGAGGUGGCCAGGGCUGAAGUGGAGGUGAACAUCCCCGUGACCUUCCACGGGCUCUUCAAACGAGCGUGA